AUGGGCGACGGGCACGGCUGGUGGAAGCUGACGUUCCUGCGGAAGCGGCAGGCAGCGCCCGCCGUGCUCUACGAGAGCCCCGAGGGGCCGGCGGCGCCGGGCGGGGACGGCGCGGAGGGGCCGGGCCCCGAGGGGACCCCCGGCUUCGCCGCCCGCCUGGAGAAGAUCGUGGACAAGAGCACCAAGGGCAAGCACGUCAAGGUCUCGCACUCCGGGCGCUUCAAGGAGAAGAAGAAAGUCAGGGCGACGCUGGCCGAGCAUCCCAACCUGUGCGGGGCCGGCGAGCGCGACGAGAAGUGAGCCGGGCGGAUUGUCGCCCGGUGCGCGGGGCCGCCGGAGCGGAGAGGACUCGGGCUGGAAUUUACCUGUGGAUAGAUUAUCCCUGACCUGCGGG
Molecule: messenger RNA, 394 nt
Organism: Lonchura striata (white-rumped munia)
Lineage: Eukaryota; Metazoa; Chordata; Aves; Passeriformes; Estrildidae
Source: RefSeq, a predicted model, not a curated record